AUCGCUCAUCUUAGUCUUGUUUUUUGUGACUGAAUCGAGGACAUUUCAUUUUUUAAGCGUUUUAACAGCAGAUUGAGAACCCUUUACUCGUAAUAACUGCUAGCUAGUACUCGUGGGAUACUCACGAUUUUACAAGGUUAGGUUAGACGGUAUGCUACAUGGCCACUAGACAACAUAACGUGUUUGGGUGUGGUUAAUACCGUGGGAUCUUUACUGGAUCAGUAGAUUUGUGAAUUGUUUAUCGUUCGCAGUAUUCCACGUCGUGAUCUCCAUCGUUCACGGAACGAAUUUUAACGAUGAAGAAAAGAAGCUUUUCUGGCAACAUCGGUGUCGGUGUUUUCAUUGUCGCUUUCGUGUGUGUUUGUGUUGCAUUCGGUACACCGUCAUGGUUGGUGAGCGAUUAUCGUAUCACUGGCGCGAAACUAGACAAAUUGGGCCUUUGGACACAUUGCUUUAGAUCUUUGCCAAAUCCCCAGGAAAUGGACGCGCCUAGACGCUUUUUCGUCGGCUGCAGAUGGGUUUAUGAUCCAUUCACUGCAGGAUACUCUGAUAUUCGUGGUUUUCUUCUGCCUCCAUUCAUGAUAGCAACACAGUUUUUCUUCACUCUAUGCUUUUUACUGAGUCUUAUAUCGUUUGUAUUGAUAUUGUUAUUUGCUUUAUGCUGCAAUCCAGAACAGAGACGAUAUGUACAACUCAUAAUGACGAUUGGAUAUUUAUUAUUGGCUGGUGGUAUAAGUGGUGGAUUGGCGGUUAUUGUAUUUGCAUGCCUUGGAAACACCAAAGGUUGGAUGCCCGGGCAUGCGAAUAACUUUUUUGGUUGGUCCUUUAUAAUGGCAGCUGUAGGCAGUGUAUUGACUAUUAUAACUGGUAUACUUUUCCUUGUUGAGGGAAUAGUUCAGCGAAAAAAGAGAGACUACUUGAAAGAAUCUCAAACAAGAUUUCAACUUGAAUCUCGUACAUAAGUAGGAUAUUUUUAUCAUACAAGACUUGCACAUUUUAAUACCAAAAUUUUGUAAUAUUAUU
This is a messenger RNA of Colletes gigas, 1023 nucleotides long. RefSeq lists its product as uncharacterized. The transcript has 2 exons. Gene Ontology annotation, biological process: septate junction assembly; regulation of tube size, open tracheal system. Gene Ontology annotation, cellular component: septate junction; membrane. The record is from RefSeq and is a predicted model, not a curated record. Lineage: Eukaryota; Metazoa; Arthropoda; Insecta; Hymenoptera; Colletidae. Bases 297 to 962 code for a protein of 221 amino acids.